Messenger RNA from Sinocyclocheilus grahami, 3846 nucleotides. Its product is annotated as trafficking protein particle complex subunit 8-like. Gene Ontology annotation, cellular component: TRAPPIII protein complex. Bases 1 to 3375 code for a protein of 1124 amino acids. Lineage: Eukaryota; Metazoa; Chordata; Actinopteri; Cypriniformes; Cyprinidae. The record is from RefSeq and is a predicted model, not a curated record. The transcript has 24 exons.
AUGUAUGUGGUUACACUUGUCUCAAGAAAAGGUCUGAGCCGAUCUCUUUUCUCUGCCACUAAGAAGUUGUUUGGUGGAGGGAAGGUCCCAGAGAAGAGUAUUGCUGAACUAAAGAACACUGCAGGGCUGCUCUAUCCCUCAGAGGCCCCAGAGCUUCAGAUCAGGAAGAUGGCCGACCUCUGCUUCCUCGUUCAGCACUAUGAGCUGGCCUACAACUGCUACCACACUGCCAAGAAGGACUUCCUCUCUGACCAGGCCAUGCUGUAUGCCGCUGGAGCACUGGAGAUGGCUGCUGUCGCUGCCUUUCUGCAGAGUGGGGCACCCAGGCCGUACCCAGCACACUACAUGGACACGGCCAUUCAGACCUACAGAGACGUGUGCAAAAACAUGUUAUUGGCUGAGCGGUGUUGUCUUUUAAGUGCUGAGAUUUUGAAGAGUCAGACCAAAUACUCAGAUGCUGCCACACUUCUGAUCAAGAUGACCAGUGAGGACUCUGACCUGCGGAGCGCACUCCUGUUGGAGCAGGCGGCUCACUGCUUCAUUAAUAUGCGGGGCCCCAUGGUGAGGAAGUUUGCCUUCCACAUGAUACUUGCUGGUCAUCGUUUCAGCAAAGCUGGACAGAAGAGACAUGCAUUGAGGUGCUACUGCCAGGCUUUGCAGGUGUAUAAAGGUAAAGGUUGGGCACUGGCUGAAGAUCACAUCAACUUCACCAUCGGUCGGCAGUCCUUCACUCUGCGGCAGCCAGACAACGCAGUGGCCGCCUUCCGGCACAUUCUCAUCAACGACAGCAAACAGUCAGCUGUACAGCAGACUGCUUUCCUCAGGGAAUACCUCUAUGUGUACAAGAGCAUGAGUCAGGUGACUGGUGACGGCUCCCUCCCGCAGCUGCCUCUGCCCUGCCUGCACAGCUCACAAACACGCGUGUUCUGCGGCCAUGAGCGCAGACUCGCUGAAGGCGAGAAACAAGCCGCAACGCAUGUCUCUUUGGAUCAGGAGUUUGACCGGGAUCUUUCCCAGCUGUGGAGGGAGUUGGAGGAGCGGGUCGUCGCCGUGGUGAAUAGAGGGGCGGUUCCCAUCACCUUCUUGUAUAAUUAUGCAUGCGAGAAACAAGCCGCAACGCAUGUCUCUUUGGAUCAGGAGUUUGACCGGGAUCUUUCCCAGCUGUGGAGGGAGUUGGAGGAGCGGGUCGUCGCCGUGGUGAAUAGAGGGGCGGUUCCCAUCACCUUCCAGCCCUCCCAAUGCUGUCUGAACAGUCAGACAGACAACCUCAGAUACCCCCUUGCUGUAGUGGAGGAGCCCAUCAUUGUGGAGGUGGUUUUCCGGAACCCCCUGAAGGUUCCCUUGGCUCUGUCGGCUCUGUGUCUGCUGUGGAAGUUUACUCCGAAAGACUUCUCAGACCCCCAGGGCAGCACAGCCGGAGAGACCAUCACCAAUGAGAAAGAGGCAGCAUCUUUGAAAGAAACCAUGGCCCUCAAUGGCAUCAUUGAUACGCAAGUCAUUCCAGAGUUCACCAUAACUCCAGAGGAGACCAAAGUGGCCCGUUUGAAGUUGCUUCCUCAUAAGACCGGAGAGUUGCAUGUUCUUGGUGUGGUGUACAAUCUGGACACUGGAGAAGUGGACAACAGUGAAGGCUCGCUGGCCGAGGAUCUGAUGUGUGUUCGUGGACAGCAGAAUCUGGAGAUCCAGGGAUCCAGACUCAAUAUGACCAAAGAAGAAAAGACUUCCGUCACAUAUGGACCAGAUCACCGUCUGGACCCCAUUAUCACUCCUCCUAUGCCCUUAUUGGAGGUGUUUUUCAUUAACUUCCCCACUGGUUUAUUGUGUGGUGAGAUCCGAAAAGCGUGGGUGGAGUUUGUGAAUAUGAGUGCAGUCCCUCUCACUGGUCUUCGGGUGGCGUCCACACACCCAGAGUUCUUCACGUUCGGGAGUGCCGCCUCUGACCUCACCCCAGUGACCCCCACAGCAGCAGAGCACUGUUCUGCAUACAAGACUGUGGCCAUGCCCCCAUCAGUGGAGACCGUGUCGCUCGUGUCUCCAGCAGCGUUCGGGGUCACCAGCGGUGACCGGCCAGUAGUGGCAGAGAUUCCUUUAUCACAAGGUGUGUUGGGACCUGGGGAGGCGUUGCAGAUCCCGUUAUGGCUCAGGGGGCCCGACCGAGAGGGUGUCCAUGAAAUCAACUUCCUCUUUUACUAUGAGAGCACAGAGAAGACCGCCAAACUAAGUCACAGGGUCCUUCGACACACGGCUUUCAUCUGCGCAAGCCGAUCUCUCAGCAUCAGAGCCACGGCCAGCCGCAGCAACACACUGCACAGCAGAGAGAGAGAGACCGAAGAACGGCAGGAGGAAGAGGAGAAGAACGGCAGCAUGUUGGUCUUUGUGGACGUGGAGAACAUUAACACAAGCGAAGCAGGUGUUCGUGAGUUUCACAUAGUUCAGGUGUCCAGCAGCAGUCGACAGUGGAGGCUGCACAAGUGCAUCAACCCUGUGGGAGAUAAAGACUCUAAGCUGGCCAGCAGGGAGAGGGGGAAGCUGUGCUUCAAAGCCACCAGAUGCAGAACAGAGGAAGCUACCUCAGAAAAAUACACCUUUGCCGACCUCAACCUUGGCAACGAACAAAUUGUCAGCUCUACCACUCCAUGUGCUGAUUUUUUCUUCCGGAGAGGUCUGCCCUCUGAACCCAGGAGAGGGGGCGUUUCCACAGGCGGUGCUAGUCAAAUGUGGAGACAGAGCGGGACUGAUGACGGUGUGACAAAUAUUGUCAAAAAAUGCAGUGAAGUAGAGCUUGACAUCAUCGUCCUCUGGAAGGCAUAUGUUGUGGAGGAUAACAAACAGCUGAUUUUAGAGGGGCAGCUUCACGUUGCACUGCAAACCAUUGGCAAAGAGGCCUGCUCGCUCUCGCAGAAAGAGGAAACUCAGGAAAUGGUGCUUCUGAAGUUCAAGCCUGACAUUCCUCCCCCUGUAAGCAAGCCCUCGCUGGAACAGCUUUCCCACCUCAUAAAGACCUGUCUCCACUACCCAGAGUCUUAUGAUCAUCCCUUCCCACAAAAGAGUUUAUGUAUGGUUCCAGUCACCCUGACGUUGUCCAACUGUUCCUUGGCUCAGGUAGACGUCAUUGUUGAUCUGCGGCAUAAAACGACCAGCCCAGAGUCACUGGAAGUGCAUGGUUCUUUUAGCUGGCUGGGCCAGACCCAAUAUAAGUUGCAGCUCCAGGCUCAAGAGGUAUACAGGCUUUCCUUGAAAGCUUGUUUCUUCCAGGCUGGAGUUUAUAAUUUGGGCACACCCCGUGUCUUCGCCAAGUUGGCACAGACCAGUGCUAUGUGUGAGACCAGCCAGCAGAGCGCCAUGCCUGCCCUCAUUAUCAUCAACAGCGUUUGAGGAACUCCGCAACAUCGAUCCAACCUUUCUUCAAAGUUCUUGGCCCACCUAAAUAAAUGAAAUGGACUGGACUCCAAGAUUUUUCUACUUGUUGCUAAAACAAAAUCUAAUUGAGAGAGAUAAGUAAUUAAAAAGACUUGAACACACGUUUCAACUUAACACUGCAUCUGAUGUGCUUGUACGGUCUAUAAUGGUGAGCUAAACACAAACAGACUUUAGAUGUUUUGUCUUAAAUGCACCUGAAGCGUGACUGGAUCGGUUUUUUUUCCCAUGUAAAUUUAUCUCUCAUGUCAACCAUGUAUCUAUUGAAGAAUUUUGCUUUUGUUUUAUGAAAUCUUUUUGCUUUUAGAACUAAUUUUGUCAAGAUCCCAAAAAUGUGGUAAUGUAAAUGGCUAUGCAUCUCUGCCUCAUACUGCCCUGCCGGCUAUCUCACGGUUGUCCACUGUGCUCUGUUGCCACAGUAACAAAAAA